Penicillium oxalicum is the source of this 357-nucleotide messenger RNA. RefSeq lists its product as uncharacterized. The transcript has a single exon. The record is from RefSeq and is a predicted model, not a curated record. Bases 1 to 357 code for a protein of 118 amino acids. NCBI's taxonomy places the organism in Eukaryota, Fungi, Ascomycota, Eurotiomycetes, Eurotiales, Aspergillaceae.
AUGAAUCUGUCUUAUCUUCCGCAUUCCAGCGAUCUCAGCCACGUUGCUCGAGGCAAUCUUUCAACCUCCGCCAGGAAAGAGUCUGCCAGUCCGGCCCCCAGUGACAUACCAUUUGUAAAGCAACUGGAAUCCAGGAGGACAAUUGUUCACGAGUUUCAGAAAGCCACGAGGGAACGGCCGUACCCGUACCGUCAUCCGACGUCACUUCAAGCCACUGGGGUGCCGAUCAGUGGUAUUGAGCCGUAUCCAACCGUCCUGGACUCGGGUAAUCUGCCCCCCUCAAAUAGGAGAUGGUGCCUGUACCUGAACCCUUUCGGCAACGCCAGCUGCCCUGCAAACGAUGGACGUCGGCGGUGA